AAUCUUAUCUGCAUCUCGGUAUAUCUCUUCUUUCACUUCUCUCUCGGUUCUUUCACAACCUGUUUCUCUCUCAAUUUUCUACCACAGCGUCACUCUCACAGAUCGAACCUCUCACAUACAAAUCGAAGAUUAAUCAUAACCCGUCUCAAAAUCAAAGUUCAUAUAUCAGCAGAAAUCAAAAGGAAACCCUUUUUGUAACCCUGUAUCUAGUUUAAUUAACGGGAAGAAGAAGAUAUCGAACUAGAGAUUGAACUCAUUUUUAACUUUAAUUUAGUUUUUAGUUGAGAUUAUUGUUAUUUGAUUAGAUUAUAUUUGCUUGGUAUUGGUUAAUUCGAUCUGAAUAUGUCGAUUCAUCAUCAGCGACAUCAGCUACCAUAUUGCUGCUAUUUCUGGUGGUGGUGAAGACUCCAAGAAGAAAAUUUCCUCAGGUAUAAACCUUAUUGUUAUUACAUGUUCUUUUCCAUUUUUGCUUGAUUUUCGAAAUUGAAACAUCAGUUUUGGUGAUUUCUACUCACAAACCCGAAUCUGUUGAUUCCUUGGUAUGUCUCGAAAUCCUAAAAUGAGACUUUUAGUAAAUUUUUGAAACAGAACCCUAACAACUUCAUUGAUGCAGAGAAGACCCUAUAUCACCUAAUCAGUAUCAAAAUCUCAAAGGUGGUAGCUAUUUUGUAUACCUUUGUGCAGAGGGGUUUCUCUUGAUGAUAAGAAGAGUAGUUUAUGUCAACAAUUCUUGAUAUCAAAACUGGUGGAAUCACAGAUAAUAAGUAUGCAUUCGGGAUCUUAGUGUUUAUACUUCUAACAAAGUGCGCAGACCUAUCUCCCAAUAUUAGCGCCUUCGAAAAAUUACAUUUCUUAAUUUGUAGUGCGCUCACUAGCUUUGGUGUGAUUCCGAUGAUGACGGGGAUUAGGUAUUUCAAUCUCACAGGCCCACGUAUUUUUGAUUUGAAACGUAUUUGUGUCUUGAAAUCUUCUGAUUCACUCUUUUUAACUUCAACCUCUCGUUUAUUUGCAUCUAUAACAUCAACUAGUUGGCAUUUAUUGGUUACAUUUUGCACACUUCAUGUGGCACAAAGAUUCAAUGUUUUUAAGACCAAGGCAAUUGAUACCGAAACUGUGAUGUUAUUUGGUAUUUUAAAUGACGUGUCUACUGGACUUCUCGAUUUAUGUCUUGGGUUCAAUUCCAUUGGAUUCUACCAGAUGACCAAACUUGCAAUUAUACCCUUUACAGUACUGUCAGAGACCCUGUUCCUUGACAAGCAUAUGAUCCAGUAAAAGGACUGUGUUUAUCAGAAUUACUGUUAAGUCUAUCGAAGGGAGACGUAAUCUGAAAACUUAUAGUGCUCCCAGGACCAGUCGUUUUAAGAAUUACUGUUACUCAGAUGGGCACGCAGAGGAGAACAUUAAGUUGCAAUGGAUGGAGGAGGGCAUGUAAACCACUCUUGACUCGUGCAGGGUUAGAAACAACACCAAAAGGAAAGCCAAGGCGGACUGACCAAAAGCAGGAAGGGUUACUGCGAAGAGAUCGAAAGCUGCGAGGUGAUAAAGCCGGAGGUCACCAUAUGCUGAGUAUAAAGCCAACGAAGCAGGGAUUGAACAUGAUAGCAUCGAGUCAACAUUGAGUGCAACAACAGGCAAUGCCUUAGCAAGGGAAAAGGCAAUAGAACUGACGCGGCAGCUGGAUAUGAUGAAUAAAUAUGCAAGAAGUAGACCAUGCAAACCCGAGAUUGCAGCAUUAUUUUCUCUAAAGCAAAGGGAUAACGUUAACGAAGAUAUCUUGCUCACGACAUACUUCGUCAAUUUUAGCUCAUUACGUGUAACACGACACCUCGCUACUUCUCUCCAACAUGAAGAUUCAACAAUCAAGCAUACAAGGGCAAAAUCGAAGCGAAGCAAUGAAUGAUCCCAACAACAACUCAUGAUCGACAGCAACAAGAUCAAGGAAUGGUGCUUCUGUACCAAAACUCAUGAUCGACAGCAACAAGAUCAAGGAAUGGUGCUUCUGUACCAAAACGAAGCUUCCGAACUUCGCAAAAGAAUAAGAGUAAAGUAUAUACUUUUCAAGUUAUUCUUUCGCUCGUUCCUUCAACAGCAAAGAUCAAAGAUGUCCACUCGAGCACCACACGUCUCGCUCCAAGAACUACACCAACACGGAUUUUUUCUUAAGGAUUGCUCUUCAAGCCAUACUCAAGAAAAAAGGGCAAAAUGUAGAUACCAAAAACCAUGCUCAACGUCUGGUGCCCAAUGAAAGCCAAUGUAGUAUGACAUUCCUAAGAUAGUUUACAUAGUAUCUAGACCAAGAUAGCUUAGUUUGGAAGCAAAGGUUAUAUUUGUAAAUUCAUUUUUACUCUAUAGUACUAAAGAAAAUAUCUAAGAGAGAGAAAGGGAAUCAGAUUUUAUUUUUCUCUAUCAUCUUCUUCCCCAAAACUAGAUCUAGAAGAGCUCCAAAAACUCAUUAAUGGAGUCUCACAUUGUAAAUCAAUUAAUCAUAGUGAACAACCAUGGAUGUAGAUCGAUUAUGAUCGAACCAUGUAAAAAUCAAGUGUCUCCUUUACAUUCUAGCACUUUUA
Papaver somniferum (opium poppy) is the source of this 2567-nucleotide messenger RNA. RefSeq names its product UDP-xylose transporter 1-like. Lineage: Eukaryota; Viridiplantae; Streptophyta; Magnoliopsida; Ranunculales; Papaveraceae. Bases 718 to 1272 code for a protein of 184 amino acids. The transcript has 5 exons. The record is from RefSeq and is a predicted model, not a curated record.